Molecule: messenger RNA, 4081 nt
Organism: Doryrhamphus excisus (bluestripe pipefish)
Lineage: Eukaryota; Metazoa; Chordata; Actinopteri; Syngnathiformes; Syngnathidae
Gene: ctnna2
Product: catenin (cadherin-associated protein), alpha 2
Biological process (GO): cell migration; cell-cell adhesion
Cellular component (GO): adherens junction; actin cytoskeleton; catenin complex
Molecular function (GO): beta-catenin binding; actin filament binding; structural molecule activity
Source: RefSeq, a predicted model, not a curated record
AUUUGACCAGCGUGGGGAUGCGCCACAUAGUCCCACUAUAUUGCAAGCUUUCCCGUUAGUAGUACAUCAUCGGCGGCACCUGCUUACUCCGUUGUUGUGGCGCUGAAUCUCUGGGAGGUGUCUUUAUUUCACUCGGAGCUUUUUUUUUGUUUUGAAACAAGAUUUUUAUUUUUCUCCGGAUAGAAAUAAGCGAAGCAAUUCAGCACCACACGAUUGAGGAGAGCGUUGAGAUUUGAGGCAAUUUUGUGGGAAUACACUGCGAACGUUUUGCACACUUUGUGGACCUUUCAUUAGAGGUUGAAGCAGAGACCAUGACGACUGCCACUUCCCCAAUCUUGUUGAAAUGGGACCCUAAGAGUCUUGAAAUCCGCACACUGACUGUGGAACGACUUCUGGAACCCCUUGUUACACAGGUGACAACCCUGGUAAACACGAGUAACAAAGGGCCAUCCAGUAAGAAGAAGGGGCGCUCCAAGAAGGCUCAUGUCCUGGCAGUCUCUGUUGAACAGGCCACUCAGAACUUUCUGGAAAAGGGGGAGCAGAUCGCCAAAGACAGCCAGGAUCUGAAGGAGGAGCUCAUUGCUGCUGUGGAUGAUGUCCGUAAGCAGGGAGAGACGAUGCGUAUUGCCUCCUCAGAAUUUGCUGAUGACCCAUGCUCCUCUGUGAAACGUGGCACCAUGGUGAGGGCUGCCCGAGCCCUGCUCUCUGCUGUUACACGCCUGCUCAUUCUCGCCGACAUGGCUGAUGUCAUGAGGCUGCUGUCCCAUCUUAAAAUUGUGGAGGAAGCCCUAGAAGGAGUAAAGAAUGCAACCAACGAACAGGACCUGGCAAACCGCUUCAAAGAAUUUGGAAAGGAGAUGGUGAAGCUUAAUUAUGUAGCAGCCCGGAGACAGCAGGAGCUAAAGGACCCUCAGUGUCGAGAUGAGAUGGCGGCCGCACGUGGGGCUCUGAAGAAAAAUGCCACCAUGCUGUACACUGCCUCACAGGCCUUCCUGCGCCAUCCAGAUGUGGCGGCCACACGGGCGAACCGAGACUACGUGUUCAAGCAGGUGCAGGAGGCCAUCGGGGGCAUCUCCAGCGCUUCUCAGGCCACCUCCCCAACUGACGAGAAGCACACCCACGCUGGCAUCGGGGAACUGGCUGCUGCUCUCAAUGAGUUUGAUAAUAAAAUAAUCUUGGACCCUCUGACAUUCAGCGAAGCUCGCUUCCGGCCAUCUCUCGAGGAGCGCUUGGAGAGCAUCAUCAGCGGUGCCGCAUUAAUGGCUGACUCUUCGUGCACACGUGAUGAUCGACGUGAGCGCAUCGUGGCUGAGUGCAACGCUGUCCGACAGGCCCUACAAGACUUGUUGAGCGAGUACAUGAACAAUACCGGCAGAAAAGAGAAAGGAGACCCGCUGAACUCUGCCAUAGACAAGAUGACCAAGAAGACCAGGGACCUACGUCGGCAGUUGAGAAAGGCGGUGAUGGACCACAUCUCCGACUCAUUCCUGGAGACCAACGUCCCUCUGUUGGUGCUCAUUGAAGCAGCCAAGAGCGGAAAUGAAAAGGAGGUCAAGGAGUAUGCCCAGGUGUUCCGUGAGCAUGCCAACAAACUUGUGGAAGUGGCGAACCUGGCUUGCUCCAUCUCUAACAAUGAAGAAGGUGUCAAGCUGGUUCGAAUGGCUGCCACCCAAAUUGACAGCCUUUGUCCACAGGUUAUCAAUGCAGCGCUUACUCUGGCUGCCCGACCUCAGAGCAAAGUGGCCCAGGACAAUAUGGACGUCUUCAAGGACCAGUGGGAGAAGCAAGUGCGGAUCUUGACUGAAGCCGUGGAUGAUAUAACUUCUGUGGAUGACUUUCUCUCAGUCUCAGAAAACCACAUCCUGGAGGAUGUUAAUAAAUGUGUCAUUGCGCUGCAAGAGGGAGACGUGGACACACUUGACCGAACUGCCGGAGCUAUCAGGGGCCGGGCUGCUCGCGUUGUGCACAUCAUUAAUGCUGAGAUGGAGAACUAUGAACCUGGCGUCUACACUGAGCGUGUGCUGGAGUCCAUCAAGCUCCUGUCUGAAACUGUCAUGCCCCGUUUUGCUGAACAAGUGGAGGUAGCAAUCGAGGCGCUGAGUACAAACCCACCACAGGCCUUUGAGGAGAAUGAAUUCAUUGAUGCAUCCCGUUUGGUCUAUGAUGGCGUCCGGGACAUCAGGAAAGCUGUCCUCAUGAUAAGGACACCAGAGGAGCUUGAAGAUGACUCAGACUUUGAACAGGAGGACUAUGACACACGCAGUAGGACCAGUGUCCAGACGGAAGAUGAUCAGCUUAUUGCUGGACAGAGUGCCCGGGCCAUCAUGGCACAGCUUCCACAGGAAGAGAAGGCUAAGAUCGCUGAGCAGGUGGAGAGCUUCAGACAGGAGAAGUGCAAGCUUGACGCCGAGGUGGCCAAGUGGGACGACAACGGCAACGACAUUAUCGUGCUCGCCAAGCAGAUGUGUAUGAUCAUGAUGGAAAUGACAGAUUUCACCAGGGGCAAAGGUCCCCUUAAGAACUCCUCCGAUGUGAUCAACGCAGCCAAGAAAAUUGCAGAGGCUGGAUCCAGGAUGGACAAAUUGGCCCGUGCUGUGGCUGAUCAGUGUCCGGAUUCGGCCUGCAAACAGGAUCUUCUGGCCUACCUGCAAAGAAUCGCACUGUACUGUCAUCAACUCAACAUCUGCAGUAAAGUGAAAGCUGAAGUGCAGAAUCUUGGCGGGGAGCUCAUUGUGUCAGGGCUGGAUAGUGCCACCUCCCUCAUUCAGGCGGCCAAGAACCUCAUGAACGCCGUGGUCCUGACCGUCAAAGCCUCCUACGUGGCCUCUACCAAAUACCAGAAGGUGUACGGGACUGCUGCCGUCAACUCGCCCGUCGUGUCCUGGCGCAUGAAAGCUCCUGAGAAGAAGCCAUUGGUGAAGCGGGAGAAGCCGGAAGAGUGCCAGACCCGUGUGCGACGAGGCUCUCAAAAGAAACACAUCUCUCCCGUGCAGGCCCUCAGCGAAUUCAAGGCCAUGGACUCCUUCUAGAAAGAAAAGAUUUGCAUUGUGUUAGCUCAUGUUUGCCCUGUGUGUGUGAGCACUCGUGCACCUCGGGAGGACGAUGGUAAACUGCCACACUCUGCUGUGAAGACUGGCAGCUACACACACACAAACACAUACACGCACACACACUAUUUAUCGAUCGUAUCGUAGCUUGCCAUGUGAGAGCCAACUGUGAAAAAUAUGGAACUUAUUGAAAAAAAAACAUAUCAGGAAGAUGUUUUUAAAAAGAAAUGAUGGUUGAUAUUGUCGUCUUGGCUGCUUGUACACACAUUUAAUUGUCUGGGCUGUUCACUAGGGACUUGAGAGCGGGAGUACCUCUUAAUUUAGUUCUUGUUCUUCCCAUUUUACAAUGUAACCAGUAGUUGUAGUUAAUAAUAACUUAUGUUUAAAAUACCAAGAAGUAGUGUCCUUGUUCUGAUACAGUGUUUUAUCCAAAAGCACACCUGUUAUCCCACUAACUAUAUAACUGUGUAGCGUAUGAAUAUAGACCGAGAGGUUUGACUAGCUGUGGUUUGCUCAGAAAAUCCUUGCAUACGCUCCCUUUAUCUAAUAAAUCCUUCAACCUGGCGCCCUCAAAGAUUCAUAUUUAUUUUGCAUUUGCAGAACACAAAUAUGCCAAUCUUCAUCACCCAGCAUACUGUGUUGGUCAAGGUACUGACAGUUCCCUGUACAUGUUUGCUGCAGUUUAUCUGUUUCUACUUUGCCAAAUCCCCAAUAAUCUAGGAUGUAACUUGGGUUUAAACAGGAGUUGGCGCCAGUGGUGUACUAAUGCUGAGCUUAAAGUGUGUUAUCUCAGUUUCUGAUCAACACUGGCUGCUCUGAUAAGCUCACAUAAAGGAGGUUUGUGUGGUUUUCCAAGACAUUUCCAAGAGAAUUUACCCAGAUCAUGCAGAAAAUUGAGCUGACCUGUUCAUACUUGUCAACCCUCCUGCUUUCGCUGGAAAAUGACCAUAUUUUGCCCUCCUAUAAAAAUAGUUUCAGGUUGAUUUCCUGUCCAGGUGCAUGACUCAGGUGGUAGAGUGUUCAUUGGUUGACUG